AUGUCAAAAAUCCAAAACGAACCCUACUUCUCUUGGCCGCCUCGGAUGCUCGGUGAUCCGUCACUUCGCAAUUGUAGACUGUGUUGUUCUUACCAUAAGGACCAUGGACAUCUCACAGAGGAUUGCAAAGCGCUAAAGCAAUUCGUGGAGGAAUUGGUGCAGAGCGAACACCUACGAUCUUAUGUUGACUCAUCCAUAGAUCGAAAGGAUAAUAUUAGGGACAAAACUGGAGAAACACAACCCACGGUAACUAUUAAUAUGAUUUAUUCGGUUCCAACGAAAAGGCGCAUAGGUCGGGAAGCAGCACCGACAUUCCGAAGAGAAAUUAUGUCCCUCUCAGAGGUGGCUGCAAAAAGGAUUUGCUCAUCAGCAAAGAUUUCCUUCUCUGAUGAGGAUCUGACAUGGAUCCAUCAUCCUUAUAAUGGCGUAUUUGUAGUAACAUUAUAA
Messenger RNA from Camellia sinensis, 447 nucleotides. RefSeq lists its product as uncharacterized. Lineage: Eukaryota; Viridiplantae; Streptophyta; Magnoliopsida; Ericales; Theaceae. The record is from RefSeq and is a predicted model, not a curated record.